Molecule: messenger RNA, 2182 nt
Organism: Cyanistes caeruleus (blue tit)
Lineage: Eukaryota; Metazoa; Chordata; Aves; Passeriformes; Paridae
Gene: HPCAL4
Product: hippocalcin like 4
Molecular function (GO): calcium ion binding
Source: RefSeq, a predicted model, not a curated record
UGCUCCCUGCCCUGGCACGGCUGGGUGCUGCUUGGAAAAGGGAAUCGAGGGCUGUGACCACGGGAUGCUGCUCGGGAGUCCCGGGCACUUGGAGCUGUGGUGAGGGGCUGCAUCCUCCUGCCAGGCCGUGGGAGAUGUGGGAGGACUUGGACCACGGCAGGUCUGGCAUGGUUUAUAAUCGAUGCCAGCCAUUCAGAACCAGACCGUGGUGCUGGGGAAGCUCGUGGAGCCGGGCUGGGGUCGCCGGGGAAGCCUCGUGCUCCGUGGGUGUCCGGACAUUGCCUCGGCUCCGGCUGCCGAGGGCUGCUGGGUUCGGCGCUGCCGCGGCAGACGGUGGCAGAUGCUGGUGGGAUGAUGGGGCAGGAAGGAGCUGCCUGUGGGAUUCACCAGGAGCCGGGCUGGCCGGGAGCACGAGGAACCCCACAUCGCCCAUCCCAUGGUCCCCACGUGCGCCCCAAUCCCCAGAACAUCACAUCCCCGAGAGGAGACGGCGCUCGGUUGGGCUCCGGGUGAACUUCUCCUCAACUUCUUGGAGAGAGAAGCUGCAGGAGCUCCCGGAGAACCAUCUGCUGCUCCGGCUGAGCCAAGGCUGCGUGGGAGCGGGCACGGGGCAGCCAUGGGCAAGCACAGCAGCAAGCUGGCCCCGGAGAUGCUGGAUGACCUGGUGAGGAGCACGGAGUUCAGCGAGCAGGAGCUGAAGCAGUGGUACAAGGGCUUCCUCAAGGACUGCCCCACCGGCAUCCUCAACCUGGAGGAGUUCCAGCAGCUCUACAUCAAGUUUUUCCCCUACGGAGACGCCUCCAAGUUUGCCCAGCACGCUUUCCGCACCUUCGACAAGAACGGGGACGGCACCAUCGACUUCAGGGAGUUCAUCUGUGCCCUGUCUGUCACCUCCAGGGGCACCUUUGAGCAGAAACUCAACUGGGCCUUCGAGAUGUACGACCUGGACGGGGACGGGAAGAUCACGCGCCUGGAGAUGCUGGAGAUCAUUGAGGCCAUUUACAAGAUGGUGGGGACUGUGAUCAUGAUGAGGAUGAACCAGGACGGGCUGACGCCCCAGCAGCGAGUGGACAAGAUCUUCACAAAGAUGGACAAGGACAAGGAUGACCAGAUCUCCCUGGAGGAGUUCAAGGAGGCGGCCAAGAGCGACCCCUCCAUCGUCCUGCUCCUGCAGUGUGACAUGCAGAAAUAGAGCCCUGGCACCCAGGGCUGGACUGGCUGGAGCCAAACUCUGCCCCCUGUGAUGGUUCCAAUCCCUGUUUUCCCCACAUUUGGCCCCAGGCAUGAGGCACAUUCCGCCCCUCCUGCUGCCCCUGCUGGGCAGCCCAUGUUCCACACCCUCCCAGGGCUGCUCCGAGCACCACCAGCCCUCUCCCCCCCUGGAGCUGGACACCCUGCAGCCACUGCUGUGUCCUUCCUGACCAGGGCUGGCUGUUCCCACAUCCCUGUGGCUUUCUCCCCGCUUUCCCCCACCUGAUCCUAACCCAGACCAACUCUGUCCCCUUUCUGAUGUUUUUCCCCCCCACUUCAUGGCUUGUGAUGUCUCCAGGGAGGCUGAAAUGUCCCAAGUCCUGCUCCUGGUCCCCCCUUCACUGGCAAUUCCCUGGAAAGCUGCUCUGAGAGGCCAGGGCAGGGUCUUGCACCAGCUUUAGCUCUUCCACCUCUGUUUUUCCUGCUGGGAGCAGCCAGGGUUGCUCAGGACGCUUUAGCAGAGAACAGAAGUGUCCAAAGCCAGCCCUGGACGUGGCCAGUGUCCCAUCCCAGAAGCCACCUUCCAUCCCAUCAGCUGGGUGACAUCCACAGCUGCCCUGGCUGCUCUGUGGCAUUUCUGACCCGCCCCAAUAUUGAGGUGACCCCAAACUGGAGGCAGGGUCAGGAGUGUGGGUGUGGAAGGCAGCUCCUGCUGCUGCUGCUCCCGGCUGUGGGGACAGCUGGGAGCUGGAUUGGGGCCGUGGGGACGUGUCCUGUACCUGCUGAGCCUCCUGGCAAAGCUCUGAGGCCACAAGAAUCAAAUCUGUCACCUUCCUCCCCGCUCCCAGCCUGCUGCACCCACCCCUCCUGCCCCAGGUUGGUGUUCAGUCUGCACGUUGUGGUGUUGGUGGCUGUGGUGUUUGUUAGGAGAUGGUGAAGUCCUUUCCUAUUUUUUUAAUGGAAAAAUAAACUGUCCCCUGUGUGUGGUGUC